AUGGGAGGCACGUCAUCAAAGUCUCGAAAGAACAAAGCAAACGAACCAUUAAGUUACGAACCGGAUGUUAAAAAUGAAAAUCCAUUUGCAAGAUACUAUUUACCAUUAAAAACAGGCGAUAUUGACAUCAUGCAUUUAGUUCAUUUUUAUUAUAGAUAUAUAUGGGAGGGUUGUUUUUCUGUUCCAUUAGAAGCAAAAUUGAUGGAAGGAGGAGUCAAAGUAUUAGAUGUUGGCUGCGGUGCGGGAACAUGGCUGUUGGAUUUAUCAACUCAAUACAACUAUAGUAAAUUUGUUGGUAUUGAUAUAAUGCCAGUAUUUCCAGUCGAGAUAAAACCCGAGAAUCUUGAAUUUGUCGAAGGUGACGUGUUAAAAGGUUUACCUUUUGAUGACAACACAUUCGAUUUUGUUCAUCAAGAAACGAUGGGAUUGUCAUGGACAUUAGACAAUUGGCCAUUUGUCAUAUCUGAAAUUAUAAGGGUAACAAAACCAGGCGGUUAUAUGCAAUUUAGUGAUCCUGACGUAGUUUCUUACGGUCCUAUACUAGGUAGAUUCUUUGAAUCAAUGAGAGACGUUUGUGAACUAAGAAACGUUGACGGAUAUUAUAUAAACACGUUAGAUAAGGUAUUAGAAAAUUAUGGUGAAGUAACGAAUAUAUGUAAAGAUUCAAGAGAUGCGAUUAUGUAUGAGAUUGCCGAAGGAUUAUCAGCUUUUAUGAAUAUUACUAAAGAGGAAUAUUUUAAAUUAUGGAACAAAGUUGAACAAGAAGCAAAAGAAUAUAAGUCUGUUACUCUAUUACACAGAAUUUGGUGUCAAAAGAAAUAA
This is a messenger RNA of Funneliformis geosporum, 822 nucleotides long. Lineage: Eukaryota; Fungi; Glomeromycota; Glomeromycetes; Glomerales; Glomeraceae. The record is from the annotation of a GenBank genome assembly.